Messenger RNA from Periconia digitata, 5564 nucleotides. Lineage: Eukaryota; Fungi; Ascomycota; Dothideomycetes; Pleosporales; Periconiaceae. The record is from the annotation of a GenBank genome assembly.
UAACUGUCACCCGGCCCCUCGGAACAGUCAAUAUAAGGCGUAAGCAUUUGUCAGGACAACCCGCCCGCACCCAUAUAGUGCCGUUUACCGUCAGAAGUGGAUUGCUUUCUUCGAUGAGAUGCUUAAACGCCACUUCCAAAUGGCCGUUUCUCAAGAGCCAUGAUGCGAAGGGAAACGGUACGGCCCCAGGUCUGAUGCAUGCCAAUUGUGCAUAGUAUCCGUGAAUUCUUCGAAUCGUAAAUGCUCGCCGUGCAAAGAAGGCUGUGACGGACGACGACUUCUUUAGUUUUGCACGUUGGGAACUUUUGAUGCAGGAACCCGGGGUGGCUGUCAAAAAAUCGGCCAAGCUAACCCCCUUGGCAAAGUUUAUUGGGCCUUCGGAACUUCCAGCCCGUGUGCAUGGCCCACACAACCCACUAUCGAUUUGUUGUGUGGGUUAUGAGGGCCACAUGGGAGUCCUAAAAAAAACUUCGCCAGUUGGUAGUCUCUAAGCAUGUCGCAAUGAGGCUUGAGCUGUGCACCAAUUGUUUCAUACUCUUUUUCGCUAUUUGCAGUCAUCUGUACACACUUUUCCAAUUUCUUCACUCGCUGCUCUCGAAAAACAUGUGCCUACCUGUACUUGUGUAAUUUUCCAGCAAAACAGAGAUCGAACGAACACACCAUCAACUCGCAAUUUGAUGAAUGUCUUUGCCCUGAAAAUGGUACGGCGCGCUACCUUCCCAUAGUCUACUGUAGUCUGUAGCUCAUCACCGAUUACCCAUGAACCCGUCGCCAUGAACCCAACCGCCUCCAAUAUUGUAUAAAGAGCUUAGCCCCCCGGCGCACAUGUAUUCUUUUUCUGCUAUCGUGUCGAGACCUGUUCAUCCAUUCAGAACAGAACGGGAAUCAUGCGUUCUUUUGCAUUGCUGCCUCUUCUGGCGCAGCUAUGCCGAGCCUUUGUCUCUCCUGACAUCUACACCGUAGUACAGCCAGACACACCCAGCCCAGACCCUGGGCAGAGUAGUCGGCCACCAACUGUUCCUUCUCAAUCCAGGCAUGCUGCUGGGCCUGCUUCGGGGCUGAAUCUGUUUCUCCCCAACUAUCAAGUGGAUCCAAAUUGGCUACCUCUCACUCUUUCUCUCAAGACAGUCGGUCUGCAAGUGAAAGUCAUCGAAUCUCUCGAUAUCUCAUCUCAAUGCCGGAACCUGCUCAUCUACACGUCGCCCAGUGUGACCUACAAUCCUAGCCCAUCGGAUGUCGCAACGUUGACAUCUUUCGUCAAUGGGGGCGGUAAUCUUAUCUUCAUGAACCAAGUUCCCACGGCGCUUCAAGCUCUUGCUGGAGUUUCUGCGUCUACCAUAGAUAACACUGGUUCACGGUCUGUCUUACAGCUCAUCAAGGAUGCAGAAACAUCCGAACAAGUCUUGAAGGGAUUCGAAUUCGGUGAUUUCUAUGACAUCAGCAUGCCUUUUUACGACAACUACACCGAAUCAGGUUUUGUCAAUGUCGGAUACACGCCCGUGCAAGAAUCACAGGUUCUAGGACAGUACCUGGUUCGGAACAAUGGAGUUGACAGCGCGGAUACGUCUGAUACACGGGCAUCCAUUGUCAAACAUCAACCCUCAGGCGCAACCGGACACGUCUACAGCUUUGGGCUUGACCUUGGAUACCUUUAUAAUUUGGCUCAAAGCGAGAAUUACGGUCUAUCCCCUUGGUAUGACGGACAUUACUAUCCUGGAUACGAUAUCGGAAACCGAGUCAUCAAGAACAUUGUCACUUCGAGUGCCCACUUUGCAAGCCUAUGGACUGUUCCAUACAACAAGGGCCUUGCCUUCACCACUACGUGGGAUAUUGACACCUACAUUUCAUAUCCUCAUGGUCAGGGUAUCGCCGCAGCUGCUAUGGAACGGGGCGCUUAUGGCAACCUGAAUCUCCACACCAAAUACAUCACCGAUGCGUACGAAACCGCUUACUUCCAGUACGGAGUCCCGUAUAUCUACCAGAUUACGGGGUUCCGAACAGCGGCUGAUGGGUAUCCUUAUAUCGACUUCGGCAGCCAUACUGUUAGCCAUUCGCCAAAUGCGGUGCAGUUUCCCUACGGAACCCUAAACGAGCGGUUCAUCCAGGGAUCUUACGACGGUUACGCACCCACAAUCUAUCAGUGUGAUCCCUCUGCACCCCAUGGAACACCGGAUGAUGGCCAAUCGUGUACGAGGGGAGGCACAAGUGGUCUUUCCUUCUGGACCGCUGGUGGUACCGCAUCCGGUGAGGUCCGCGUAAGUGCGUUCCUCAUUCGUCACAUCCUGAACACCGAGUUCAAAACCGACUACAACAUGACCACGUAUCGUCCCGGUAAUUUGGCUUUCAACAAGUAUCAAGCCAACCACUGUGUUGCGAACGGCAUCAUCGGUGGCUCGUCAUGCUCCGGAAAUGCCCAUCUUACCCAUCUCCCCUUCCAAGUUACCCACAAUCGAGAGCCAUUCGAGGAACUCCCGUACUACGAGUUCCCUCUCCAAUGGUCGGACGGCGAUGGCAACAUGAGCAGUGCGGACUUCCCCGGCUCAGACUUUGCCAACCAGAUCAUUGGCAUUGAGAAAAUGGCCCGUUAUGGCGGUCAGUACAAUAUCCUGAUCCAUCCAUCCGACGCGGUCCUCGAUAAAAUCCAGAUUCAGAGAGCGCUCCAUGAUAGAGUUCGACCCUAUGCAGUCUUCUUCAACCAAACGGGAUUUGCCAACUGGUGGACGCUUCGAGAUCGUGCCCAAGUCGACAUCACCUCGGCAAGCGACACUGCGGUUGAAAUGACUGUGCGUCUCGACGGACCAGUCGAAGGGCUGACAGUGCAGGUGCCUGGCAACUAUGUCCUACAGUCUUCUCAAUCGCCGUUGAAUGCAUGCCAACAGCCUUCGUUUGAUGGACUGACGAAUGCUGUGGUCCUCACAAGUACUGCUAAAGGGCUAUAUACCCUUAAGUUUUCAGUCGGUGCAUCCGAUGCAUCAGCCUCGACGUGCCCUGACUUCACACCCCAGCCAAUCGCAGAAUGUGUAGCUUGGGACGUCGCUGUCGAUGAUUUCCUGGAGUUGUAUUUCUACAAUAACGGCGUGAACUUGCUGCUCCUUCAGACUUCGACCGUCGGUCUUUCGUCAAACAACGUGGAUGGAACGUUACAACUCACGGCGAACAACAACACCGCCAAUGGCGUCAACUCGUAUUACACUGAAAUAUCCCGAUUCUGCUUCGAUGCUACGUUGUACACACAUUUGUUCUUCGAUAUGGUCGCGUCGGUAGGUACGCGCUUCUAUGUCCAGCUUGUAUCUUUUGAUGAAGGAUGCAACAAGGAGCAACCAAGCCAGACUUACCUCGAUAUCACGGAUUAUGCCGCCGUUGAUGGAACCAACCACACCGUCUCCAUUCCCCUGGCAGAUUUCGCAGGUCAAGACAUGACCCGAGUCAGAGGAAUCCGAAUUGGGAACAUAUCCCCAGUCCAGACGCCACUUUACAUCGAUAACAUCAAGAUCCAGAAGAGAUGCUCACAAGCACCGGGUGACGACAACACGCGGGGGCUCUCAAUCGACUCAUUCCAGAACGUCGAUCGCUGGAUCACUGGAAUCAACAACAUAAACGGUCAGACUGACUACGAUAACUCCAUGACUUUUGCCAAAUUGUCCGAGUUGGGCAAAAUGCAAUUGCUCCCAUCCGAUUCAGGUUCUUAUUUCUACACGAGUACCGUUGUGAAAGGAAAAAACCUGGAUGCAACCUCGUACGAAUCACUCUCGUUGAACGUGCAGGGCCCAUCUGGUGGUUCUUUCGACAUUGUCGUUACCUCUGGUGCCGGCGCAAACUCUACCGUCAACACUGCGUCGUAUGCCUCGUUGAGUCAGAAUGAUUUUGCCAAUAUCACGGUUCCUCUCUCGGCCUUUUCGGGUCUUGAUGCCGCAGCUAUCAAUCGUAUCACACUACAGAAUUUCACUCCCAAUGGCGGCUCAAGGGCCGAUGUCUUCACAGUUCGCUGGAUCUCCCUUCUGGGCGGCAAGGAGCCGACUCCUCGAGGGACGAAAUGCACAAGAGCUACUGGAUACGUGGUGCUCGACUUCUGUGACACAGAUGAAUUCCGGAAACAAACCAACGCACUAGACGCUCCUUUCUCGGAUGACAACACGAUGCAGACGUAUACUCAGACUGCCCCUGGAAAUAUUGAUCUUGUUCCCCGCGACACUUCCUCGUACUUUUACACAUUGUUCUCACAACCCGGAGGAUGCGCCACUGUCAACAGCUCGUACAACGCUUUCACUUUAUCUAUAGCCGGCCCUGUGGGCUCAACAGUCAGUGUCGGAUUCAGACACGGUGCCGCGAGCUGCAAUACCAACGUCGUGACAUCGCUUGUGCCCAUAACCCUCAAUGGACCACGGAUGGACGUCACCAUCCCCUUCUCUCGCUUCCCGGCUUCCUUCAAUCCAAACAACAUCCAGUCGUUUGUGAUGACGAAUUUCGGCGACGCAGGUCAAACAUACCGUCUAUACUCUUUGGCCCUCGUCGGACCAUCAGACAGCCCUGGAUGCUCCCGUUGCUCCGGCACGCUUCUAAACACGUGUGCAUUCGUAUCGACUCCCCCUACCACCAACCAACUACAAGGCGUCGUUUCGGAUGAAUCCACCCUGAGUUCAUACUCCGUGAACACGGACGGAUCUCUUGAACUGGGCACAACCCCCACCGCCUACUGGUACUCGCAGUUCGGCAGAGACUCAUGCUACAACGCGAACCGCAACAACGCGACUGGCCUGCAGAUCUCGGUGGCAGCGCCUUCAGGCACCACCUUGGACGUGACGCUGCGAUGGAUGACGGACGCAAACUGCACGACGCAAUCCUCGCCGGUCUCGCUGCCCAUCACAUCGUACGUGACGUUCAGCGGCAACGCCAGCUACCAAGUGGCGCAGAUCCCGCUGUCCGACUUCGCAGGCCUCAACGCGAGCAGACUGAGCACCGUCUCGCUCUCUGGCUUCGCCCCCUCCAACAUGGUCCGACUCGGCUGCGUGAGCUUGAUCUCCAUCCCCGACGAAAUCGUUCCCCUGACCUGCACGUGCCCGGCGUCGGCGUGGUUGAACUACUGCGCCGGCGGCCGCCCCGACCGCAACGCCAUCGGCGGCAUCCAAAGCGACGACGGCACCAUGAAAGCCACCCCUGCCAUCGAGAACAACGCGUUGCAGCUCCAGCCCGCGUCCGCUUCGUCGUACUGGUACUCGCUGCUCAACUGCAUGGACGUGUCGUCGGAGUCGACGCUCUACGUCAACGUCACCGCCAACGCGGGCGCGACUUUCAAUAUCCAGCUGCAAAGCAGUGGCAGCGACUGCGCCGACUCGUCGAGCCUGCAGCGCGCCAGCGUCGCGAGUGCUUCGUACGGCGCCAUGACUGGUCGGCCGGUUCUUCUGAGCAUCCCGUUGUCGGCGUUUGCGGGCCAGAAUGCAGAGUUUCUGCUCAAGGCUAUCAAUGCGGUUGUUUUGGAUGGGUUCAGCGAUCAGACGGCGACGUAUACGCUGAAUUGCGCGUAUUUUGCUAACUCUGCGAAUGCUAGCUCCAUCGCUGUGGCAUAA